AUGAUCUUUGUAGCAACCUUUCUCAAUGUCGUGCAAACUUCUUUUGAUCGGAUAAAUGAAGCACUUGAAGGAAUACAGGAACUGAGUGAUUUUAUUAAUGAAUCUCAGCAACAAAGAGGUGAGAGAGAGCCAGCAGAAAACGCCCAUCAGAUGUUUGGUGAUAUUCUUAAUUCAAUCGCACGUAAUCAAGAACAAUCUGAACGUGAAUCAACAAGUGCAUUGGAAGGUAGAUUACAUAGAGUAGGACAAGCCCGUAGACGGAGUAGAUUCGGCGAAAGGUCUGGUAUGAGCCACGUUGUAAUCGAAAAUCCAAGAGUGAGACGUGUUAGACCAUAUAUAUCACCACUUGAUGAAUGCAGGGAGGUUAUUCGUCCCAGUACAAGUACUGCAACCAAUUUGGUAAAGAUGACUUGUUCAGAACCAGCAGAAAUUAUUGUCACUGAAGAGCCAAGACCUAAGGUUAGGAAAGUGGUCGUAGUAUCAACAGCAAGAAGAGUAAGACCAGCAAGAAGAAUACACGUUUCUAGCAGCAGAAUCAGAUUGAAGAAUAUCACUACACCAUCAAUACAAAAUGGUAGGAUGUCUACGACUCUUAGUAUAAUAGGAGAUGAUCUGGAUAGCUUCAUUGAAAAUUAUGAGUUUGGGGUAAUAUUUCUAGACCGAUAUAACGAAGAAAUUGAUUAUAGACCAAUUGAACCAUCAACAUACGGACAAAAUCCAAAACAGUUCAAAGUGGUUAUGAAGAUGUUAGAAGGUACCACCAAGAUCACUUUUAUAGCAAGGUGUUUAACAAACGAUUAUUCAGAUCAAUAUUACACAAGCUAUAAGUACGAUCACGUCAAAAAGAGGUUCAUGUUGGCGUAA
Molecule: messenger RNA, 864 nt
Organism: Enterospora canceri
Lineage: Eukaryota; Fungi; Microsporidia; Enterocytozoonidae
Source: the annotation of a GenBank genome assembly